Molecule: messenger RNA, 789 nt
Organism: Colletotrichum higginsianum IMI 349063
Lineage: Eukaryota; Fungi; Ascomycota; Sordariomycetes; Glomerellales; Glomerellaceae
Product: NAD-dependent epimerase/dehydratase
Exons: 1
Coding region: 1-789 (262 amino acids)
Source: RefSeq, a predicted model, not a curated record
AUGGGAGACGCCUCCAUCCUCCACAUGCCAACCGCCCUCAUUUUCGGGGGCAACGGCAAAACCGCCCGCGAGUUGACCAAGAUCCUCCGAGACGCCGAAACCCCGCACACCAUCUUCAGCGUCAUCCGCAACCCGGACCAGAUCCCAGACCUCCAGGCCAUCGGCGCGAAGCCCAUCGUCCAGGACAUCGCCACCGGCUCCGAGGCGGACUUCAUCAAGAUCAUCCAAGGCACCCGGCCCGACGUCGUCGUGUGGGCCGCCAGCGGCAAGGACCCCAAGUCCGCCGAGGCCGUGGACCGGGACGGCGCCAUCCGCGUCAUGGAUGCCCUGUCUAAGGCCGACGUCCCGGCCCGACGCUACGUCGUCAUCAGCGCCCUGGACAUCCGCGACCGGGAGAACAGGCCCGUGCCGGACUGGUACACCGACGCCGACGAGAAGCUCAGCGACCGCAUGUGGGGUAUCAUCGGUCCCAUCCUGCGGGCGAAACUAGCGGCCGACACGGAGCUGAGGGUGGGGAACGCAACCCGCCGGCUCGACUACACCAUCGUGAGACCGGGUGGUCUGAGUGAAGGGCCGGGCACGGGCAAGAUCCGCGCAGGCAAGGUGGGCACUAUCGGCAUGAUCCCCCGAGAAGACGUCGCGGGGGUCAUCUACGCGGCGAUCCAGAACAAGAAGACGUAUGGCCUGGCAUUUGACAUCCUUGGACCCAAGGACGACAGCCUGACGAUUCAGGAGGCUGUUUCACAGGUGGCAAGAGAUCACGAGGACACCUUCGAAGGGUACUACUAG